UAUUUUUAACAACGAAAAACUUGCAUCUCCGAGGUGGAUUUUUAUUUCGUUUAUGUAAAAGUUUUCCUUUUGUAGAUUAAAGGAAACCUCGAAAUUUUUAAAGCACAUUGGUUAUCCUUUCUACUAUCUUUUGACUCAUUUUUUAACAAUAAUAAUCACUGACUCAUAGUUUUAGAAUUAAUGUUUUACAAAUAUCCAGCUACACCCCCCCCCAAUUAAAAUCUAUCUCAGAGCAAAAUGCAUGCAGCCCCAACUAAUGUCUUUGAUAAAAUAGCAUCUAUUCAUUUCUUAGUUAAAAACUCUAAGGGAGCACUGAAGUAAUUUUUUAAAAUUUCUUUUCUUAGCAGUUCAUUUUUUAAUUCCUUUUUUAAAUUGCUAAUUUAAAAAAUUGCCUGCCUCCAAAAUUUCUGCCAGUUCUUUUUAAACAAUUGAUACCCUCAAGCAGGAAACACUAGGAACCGUGGUAAAGCUGCUUCAGCAGUUAAAUAAUCUGAAAUUUAAUUUUUUUAAAACUUAAGAUCACCACCAGUCGAUUUAGGAUUAUCUUUUUCUGGCCUUGGGCCCGUGAACACAUUUAUCCAGUCAAUGGAAGAAUUCAGUUUUGAUGCAGUGGGUAUUCACAGAUAGAAUUAGGCACAAAAAUGUCCUCAUGGAAUUUACACUUUAGUAGAGAAGAGAAAACGUACGUGAGUCACUAGUACAAAACAGAAAAAUAACUCUAGGAGAGCAGUGCAGAUUAAGUGUGGUUAGCCUCCAGGGCAGGUGCUGCUGCCGUUAUUCUGAUGGAGAAUGUGGGAGAUAGCUUGAGAAUGACUUCCUGAAAGAAUGUGCAUUUGGAGAGCAAACCCUGAAAGACGGUUAGGAUCUGCACCUGUGGAGAUCAGGAGACGAACAGUUUUUCUAGUUAUAAGACCCAAUUAUGAGUGAUCAAAUCAAAUUCAUUGUGGACAAUCUCAAUAAAGAACCUUUUAGGAAGAACUAUAAUUUAAUCACAUUUGAUUCCCUGGAGCCAAUGCAACUGUUGCAAGUUCUCAAUGAUGUUCUGGCUGAAAUUGACCCAAAGCAAGUUGUUGAUAUCAGAGAGGAGAUGCCAGAGCAAACAGCCAAAAGGAUGUUGAGCCUUCUUGGUAUCCUUAAAUAUAAACCUCCAGGAAAUGCCACAGACAUGAGUACCUUUCGUCAGGGUCUGGUGAUUGGAAGUAAACCCGUGAUUUAUCCAGUACUCCAUUGGCUUCUUCAGAGGACUAAUGAACUGAAGAAAAGAGCAUAUUUAGCUCGUUUUUUAAUAAAACUUGAGGUACCAAGUGAGUUUCUUCAGGAUGAAACUGUGGCUGAUACCAAUAAACAGUAUGAAGAGCUAAUGGAAGCCUUUAAAACUUUGCAUAAAGAAUGUGAGCAACUUAAGACAUCUGGAUUUUCUACAGCAGAGAUAAGAAGGGAUAUCAGUGCCAUGGAGGAAGAAAAGGAUCAGCUCAUUAAGAGAGUUGAACGUUUGAAGAAAAGGGUGGAGACAGUUCAGAAUCAUCAACGGAUGCUUAAAAUAGCAAGGCAACUUCGAGUUGAAAAAGAGAGAGAAGAAUUUCUUGCACAACAGAAACAGGAACAAAAGAAUCAGCUAUUUCAUGCAGUGCAGAGACUGCAAAGAGUACAAAAUCAGCUGAAAAGUAUGCGCCAUGCAGCAGCAGAUGCAAAGCCUGAAAGUUUAAUGAAGAGGCUAGAGGAGGAGAUAAAAUUUAAUUCUUAUAUGGUUACUGAAAAAUUUCCUAAAGAAUUAGAAAGCAAGAAAAAAGAAUUGCAUUUUCUACAAAAAGUGGUUUCAGAGCCUGCCAUGGGCCAGUCUGAUCUUCUUGAGCUUGAAUCUAAAAUAAAUGAAAUAAACAUACAGAUCAAUCAGCUAAUUGAAAAGAAAAUGAUGAGAAAUGAGCCAAUUGAAGGCAAACUCUCACUAUAUAGGCAACAGGCAUCCAUCAUUUCUCGUAAAAAAGAAGCCAAAGCUGAGGAACUUCAGGAAGCAAAGGAGAAGUUGGCCAACCUAGAGAGAGAGGUGUCAGUGAAGACAAAUCAGACCCGUGAAUUUGAUGGCACUGAAGUUUUGAAGGGAGAUGAAUUCAAACGAUAUGUCAGUAAACUUCGAAGCAAGAGUACAGUUUUCAAAAAGAAGCAUCAAAUAAUAGCUGAAUUUAAAGCUGAAUUCGGUCUCUUGCAGAGGACAGAAGAACUUCUUAAACAACGUCAUGAGAAUAUUCAACAUCAGCUGCGAACUAUUGAAGAGAAAAAGGGUAUAUCUGGGUAUAGUUACACCCAGGAAGAGCUAGAACGGGUAUCUGCACUGAAGACUGAGGUUGAUGAGAUGAAAGGCCGAACGCUCGACGACAUGUCUGAAAUGGUAAAAAAACUGAAUUCACUGGUAUCUGAAAAGAAGUCAGCUCUAGCCCCAGUUAUAAAAGAACUACGACAGUUGCGUCAGAAAUGUCAAGAACUUACCCAGGAGUGUGAUGAAAAGAAAUCCCAGUAUGAUAGCUGUGCAGCAGGCCUCGAAAGCAAUCGAUCCAAAUUAGAACAGGAAGUCAGGGGACUCCGUGAAGAAUGUCUUCAAGAAGAAAGUAGAUACCAUUACACAAAUUGUAUGAUUAAGAACCUAGAAAUACAGCUUCGUCGAGCUACCGAUGAGAUGAAGGCCUAUGUCUCUUCUGAUCAGCAAGAAAAAAGAAAGGCAAUUAGGGAGCAGUAUACAAAAAAUAUUGCUGAACAGGAAAACCUUGGAAAGAAACUUCGAGAAAAACAAAAAGCUGUACGAGAAAGUCAUGGUCCGAAUAUGAAACAAGCGAAAAUGUGGCGUGAUUUUGAGCAGUUGAUGGAAUGUAAGAAACAGUGCUUUCUGAAACAACAAAGCCAAACUCCCAUGGGUCAGAGGAAUCUUUUAGGAACUAAUAUCUCUUGUUUUGAAGAAACAUUUAUCUGAAGUUCAGCAAUUCCUACAGUUUCAAUUCAGUUUCUCUUUCUUCUGUAAAAUUCAAGAAAAUUUGCUAUUUUGAAUAACAUAUUUGUUCUGUCUGAAUUAUUUAAAGGCAAAUAAAACUUGAUGUACGUA
This is a messenger RNA of Lutra lutra (Eurasian river otter), 3091 nucleotides long. It is a transcript of the gene IFT81, whose product is annotated as intraflagellar transport 81. Gene Ontology annotation, biological process: intraciliary transport; cilium assembly. The coding region runs from base 920 to 2962 and encodes 680 amino acids. Gene Ontology annotation, molecular function: tubulin binding. The transcript is spliced from 20 exons. The record is from RefSeq and is a predicted model, not a curated record. Lineage: Eukaryota; Metazoa; Chordata; Mammalia; Carnivora; Mustelidae. Gene Ontology annotation, cellular component: cilium; centrosome; intraciliary transport particle B.